This is a messenger RNA of Melozone crissalis (California towhee), 2810 nucleotides long. It is a transcript of the gene ACVR1, whose product is annotated as activin A receptor type 1. The transcript has 10 exons. Gene Ontology annotation, cellular component: plasma membrane; BMP receptor complex. Lineage: Eukaryota; Metazoa; Chordata; Aves; Passeriformes; Passerellidae. The record is from RefSeq and is a predicted model, not a curated record. Bases 94 to 1617 code for a protein of 507 amino acids. Gene Ontology annotation, molecular function: SMAD binding; ATP binding; transforming growth factor beta receptor activity, type I. Gene Ontology annotation, biological process: heart development; dorsal/ventral pattern formation; transforming growth factor beta receptor signaling pathway.
CAGCGCCGCAGCACGGCCCGCGCCGCCAGCUCCCUACGGCUCCGUCCCGCCCCGUCGCGCCGGCCCAACGGCUCCAGGGUGGUUGAUGGAGUUAUGAUUCUCCCUGUGCUGAUGGUGAUGGCGUUCCCAUCUCCGAGCUGGCAAGACGAUGAACGGAAGCUCAAGAUGGUGCCCUACGAGUGUGUGUGUGAAGGCAUCUCCUGUGGGAACGGGGACCGGUGCCAAGGCCAGCGCUGCUUCGCUUCCCUGAGCAUUAAUGACGGGGCCAAGGUCUACCAGAAGGGCUGCUUCCAGGUCUAUGAGCAGCGGAAGAUGACCUGCAAAACACCCCCGUCCCCCAACCAGGCCGUGGAGUGCUGCCAGGGGCACCUGUGCAACAUGAACAUCACCGCCCAGCUGCCCUCCUCCAAAGGGCAAACCUUUCAAGGAGAAGCUGCAGGUUACAGCAUGGAAACACUAAUCAUCGUUAUCCUGGCCCCUGUGGUGGUGUUGAUAGUUUUCUCUGCAGUAGCUGUGCUGAUCAUACGGAGAAUACAGAAGAACCACAUGGAGAGGCUCAAUUCCAGGGAUGCAGAGUAUGGCACAAUCGAGGGCCUCAUUGCCUCCAACGUGGGGGACAGCACGCUGGCAGAUUUGUUGGACCAUUCCUGCACAUCUGGAAGUGGCUCUGGACUUCCCUUCUUGGUGCAAAGAACGGUGGCUCGCCAGAUCACACUUGUGGAGUGUGUGGGAAAGGGCCGUUACGGAGAAGUGUGGAGGGGGCAGUGGCAAGGAGAAAACGUUGCUGUGAAGAUCUUCUCUUCUAGGGACGAAAAGUCCUGGUUCAGGGAAACCGAGCUGUACAACACCGUGCUGCUGCGGCACGAGAAUAUUUUAGGCUUUAUUGCAUCCGACAUGACUUCCAGGAACUCGAGCACGCAGCUGUGGCUGAUCACGCACUACCACGAGAUGGGCUCUCUGUACGACUACCUGCAGCUGACCACGCUGGACACGGUGAGCUGCCUGCGCAUCGUGCUGUCCAUCGCCAGCGGCCUGGCGCACCUGCACAUCGAGAUCUUCGGCACGCAGGGCAAGCCGGCCAUCUCGCACCGCGACCUCAAGAGCAAGAACAUCCUCGUCAAGAAGAACGGGCAGUGCUGCAUCGCCGACCUGGGCCUGGCAGUGAUGCAUUCCCAGAGCACGAACCAGCUGGACGUGGGCAACAACCCCCGCGUGGGCACCAAGCGCUACAUGGCCCCCGAGGUGCUGGACGAGUCCAUCCAGGCCGACUGCUUCGACUCCUACAAGCGCGUGGACAUCUGGGCCUUCGGGCUGGUGCUCUGGGAGGUGGCCAGGCGCAUGGUCAGCAACGGAAUCGUGGAAGACUACAAGCCACCCUUUUAUGACUUGGUUCCGAACGACCCCAGUUUUGAAGACAUGAGGAAAGUGGUCUGUGUGGAUCAGCAGAGGCCCAACAUUCCCAACAGAUGGUUCUCAGACCCGACGUUGACGUCCCUUGCCAAGCUGAUGAAGGAGUGCUGGUACCAGAACCCCUCGGCCAGACUGACAGCCCUGCGCAUCAAAAAGACUUUGACCAAAAUUGACAAUUCCUUAGACAAACUGAAAGCUGACUGUUGACCCUCUCCUGGCGGUGCUGUCCCGGCAGGAAGGCGCCUGGCUGCCCCGAGGGCUCCGCCCGGGCAGUGCCAGCCUGGUCCCCGUGCUGCUGGAGCGGGAGCCUGGGGACAGCUGGGACCCCGCACUGCCCGGGCCAGGUGGGCUUGGGGACAGCUGGGACCCGGCGCUGCCCGGGACACCUUGCCUUGGGGACAGCUGGCACCCCGCACUGCCCGGGGCGGCGCUGGGACUCAGCCGCACGGGCUGUGCCUGAGCUGGUGGCCUGAAGGAAGACAGAGAAAUCCUAAGACAAGAUCAGGGCAUUAAACAAUGGCUUUGAACAGCUUUCUUCUUGUUUCUUUUCUUUUUUUUUGUUUCCUUUUUUUUCCCUUUUCUUUUUUGAUUUUUAUUUUUAAUAUUUUAUUUUAAUUCUCCUAAUCACUCCCAAGGUGAACACAUGGAAGUGGUAAAUUUUAAUCAGCAAUAUUGCCUGUGCUUCUCUUCUUUAUUGCACUAGGAAUUCUUUGCAUUCCUUACUUGCACUGUCACUGUUAAUUUUAACGACAUGACUUGCCAAAAAUAUGAUUGGCUGUAUCCUGCAUCGAUCUAUGCCUGAGUAAUAGGAAAAGAAUUCGGUAAACUGAAAACGUAACUGUCAGACUUUAGCUGCAUUUUACAUGUGUACUGAUGUUUACAAUAAUGCUGAACAUUAGGAAUUUCUUGUUUAUUCAAAACUUGCAAAUUAUUUAUUACUAGUGCACUUGCCAGUUUUUUAAACUGUAAAAUAAGUGCAUAAAGUUAAACCUUAUUUUUAUGUGGCCUCUUUCAUGAUUUCUUACACAGACGUUUUUGUAACACAAUAUAACCUGAAACAUGAAUUGUUUUCUGUAUUAUCAUAUUACAACUCGAUAGUCACAUUUUAAGUGCUUCACAUUUGUAGGUGUGUGGUCUGUACCAUAUUUUCAGUUGGAAUAUGGGACGUAUAUAUAGCCAUUUCCCACAGGACCUUGCGUCUGGCAUCUUACUGAUCUGGGAAAGGAAGGCAAUGGAGGAGUUAACUAGAAUAUUAGGUCAUGAAUGCUGUGGGGAAAAUGCAUUUUAUUUCUUCUAAGCUAUAUAAUAUGCAUUUAAACUCUGCCAGAAAAAUAACUAUUUUGUUUUAAUCUACUUUUUCUAUUUAGUAGUUAUUUGUAUAAAUUAAAUAGAAUGUUUUC